Messenger RNA from Bradysia coprophila, 6900 nucleotides. It is a transcript of the gene Neto, whose product is annotated as Neuropilin and tolloid-like. The record is from RefSeq and is a predicted model, not a curated record. Gene Ontology annotation, molecular function: protein binding. NCBI's taxonomy places the organism in Eukaryota, Metazoa, Arthropoda, Insecta, Diptera, Sciaridae.
UAUUUGGAUUCGUUUCCCCAAAAAAAAUUUUGCGAACGGUCUCGGAUAAAUUUGUGUCGAAAAGAAUUUUAUGUCGGUUAAUCAUAUUGAAAUUUCGAAUUUUUUUUAGUGAAUGGAAAUACUGUACCGUUGCACACAAUAUCAGUUCAAUUUUCAAUGGGGUGCGGUAUUUUUGUUUAAGUUAAACAGAGGGAUGUUAAACUGUAGCGCAAAAUUGACAAUUUUUUUUUUUGAGUUGCGAGUAUAACGAAUAAUAAAUAAAUUUUUGCCAUUUCAUUUUAAGAAAAUAGUUUUGUUCGUCAGCUUACGUUGAAAUCAUACAUACACAGAAUUAUAAGCGUGAACGUUACGUACAGCAAAAGAAAUCAUAUUUAUUUUCGCAUAUAUCCCUGAGGAAUACAGUGUGUGUUGUGCAAUAAUUUUGGCAAAAAAAAAUCAAAUAAAAAAAAAGAAAAUUCAACGUGUGCGUUGUGCUAAUUCUACUCUGUCUGUGGUCAUGAAAUAUUCAUAGUUUUUUUUUUCAUAUCUUCUGUUAAGAACGUGUAAUACAAAAAAUGUUGAUCGCCAAAUUUUAAUAAAAAAAUAUUUCAAAUUAAAAAAAAAAAGGAAAACAAACAUCAUAAAUAAAAGCCGACCUACCGUGUAUGUAUAUAGGCACCAUAGGCACACACAGAGACAGAUAUGAAAACAAAGAUUUGAUUCUUUUUUUAAGUUUUUUUUUUACUUUUUUCCUGAAAGUCAUUUUAAUGUGUGUUAGAUCUUCAAUCGUAUAAAAAUAUCUUAUUCUCUGCGAAAAACGCUGGUGCUCUGUUCGUUGAUGUCGUGUGUAUUAUUUUCGGUGUUUCUAUAAAAAUAAAACUAAAGUGAAAUUUAUAUUAAUACGAAAAUGUGUGUUGAGGUUAUGCUCGACUAUAUACACAAAUCCUCUUCCAACGAAAACAUAAAAAAAUUUUAAGGUCAAAUACAUUCAAUGUUUUUCAUGAAUGAAAUCGGAAAAUUGGUUUGUGAUGUGUCGGUUUAUUUCGGUAAAAGUUUUGUUUUUAUUUUAUUGUUGAGGCCAAAAUCGAAUUCAUCUGUUUGGAAUUAGAAUAAAUCAACAAUUUCAGCUAAAGUGGAUUUUAUAAAUAAAUAUAAAAUAUUUGAGCAUCGCAUUAUUCGGUAGCUGCUGGUCAUCGCAUUGUUUUUCAUCGCUAGCCGGAGAUGUCCAGAGCACAGUUCACUGGAUCUGAGCAAUAAUCAAUGGAAGAGGACGAAUUGCAGUUGUGUGUUAAGUCAUCGAUAGUAACAUACACUCAUAUACAAUAAAAACUAAUAGAAAACUGAAACAAAUUCGCGAAAAAAAAAAUUGGAUUUUUUGACUUUAAUGUUUUCAUGUUUGGAAAAUUUUAAAUGGAAAUUGAAUCACAACAGUCGACGGUUGUUAUUUUCAUUUUUUAUUAAAUAAAAUUUUGCUGCAUAUAUAUUUGCAUUAAAAAAAAAGAAAUUAAGCGAACCAUAUAGUAUUAUAUAUAAGUGCAGUUGACUUGAUAUAAUACCUACAGAGUAAAACGUAGCUGAUAUUCUAUUAGCAUAGCGAAAAAUAAAAAUGUUUGUUUUUUUCUUCAUUUAAAUAAAAUCCAACGUUUAAAAUCGUUUAUGCCGCGCCAUGAGUACUAUAACAUAAAACAAAUUUGAAUAUAAAAAAUAUCACUCAUGCAGGACCCAAGUGUUCGCAACAUACAAAACCGAAACCAGACAGAAUUAGUGUGUUUUACUAUGAAUAUGACCUUAAUGUUUAUAAAUAAGUUUUAAUGAGGCGAGUAACACGAAUAAUGUUAGAUAGUGUCGUACAUUUUAUAUGAUUCAAAAUGUGCCGGAGAUAUUUAAUAUGAAGUGUAACAUAAAAAAUAUGGAAUUUCAAGACUCUUUAACAGCCUAAAAAUAUAAGUUUUUCAUUAAUUUUUUUUUGUAAGCGUAGAGAAAACGUAAAGUCGACAGUGAGAGGAGAAAAAAAUCAAUGUGAAAAUUGAGAGAAAAUGUUUUAUAAGAAAAAUAAAAUUUAUUUUGUCAAAGUGCAAGUAAAAAAAGAGAGAACACUCGAAUGAUCACUUGCCCAAAGAUGAAGGCCACAUUUUGGGUUACUUUAAUAUUUUUUGGAACAUUUAUUGUAGCAGUUGCACCGAGCACAGCAAAAACAACAUUGGCUUCAUAUCGAAGUAAAAGAAAUCCACCAGAAGAAGGUCCUACCGAUCCACCAAAAUACUGUGAUAGAUUUGUUAAGCCAAUAGAAGAAAAUAAAACGUUUUUUAGUCCAUUGGAGCCCUUAACCGGUAAAACUACGUAUCCACCGCACGCUGAUUGUGUAUUUCAACUAGAAGCACCACCUGGUUACAUUAUCAAAUUAGAUUUCCGUAAUAAAUUCAACAUAGAACCAUCAAACGGUUGUGAAUACGAUUAUUUAGAGAUAAGAGACGGAAAACAUGGUUACUCGAAAGAAUUAGGAAAAUUUUGUGGUACAGACUUUCCGCCUAUUAUAUUUUCCAGCCAGAGAUAUUUGUGGUUGAGUUUUCAUUCCGAUGAAAAUAUUGAGUAUGAUGGUUUCCAAGCGGUUUACGAGUAUAUGGAACAGUCAACCGCCUCUUAUUCACAGGAAAUUGAGUGUCAAUUCAAGAAAGCUGGCAAUGAAGGAUAUGUGAACCGAACCGAAAUUAGCGACGAAAUCGUCGAUAUGGUUGUUCAACAUUCAUUGAAUUUGGAUUGCUUAUGGGUGAUUGAAGUCCAACCUGAAUGGAGGAUUCUUCUGUCAUUUCUCACGUUCGAAUUGGAUAGAAAGAACGAUUGCGAGAGCAAUUUCAUUGAUGUCUUUGGUGAAAUCACAGAUAUACCAUCGAGAUUGAAAAACUUUUGCGGUGUUAUUGCUGAGACAGUUGUAUCAAAGAAGAAUAAAUUGCAUGUUCGUUUUUUUGCUGAAAAACAUGCGGUCAAUUCGAAAUUCACCAUUCUAUAUACAGCAUAUCGGACGAAAGACAAGGAUAAAAAAUGCGUCGAAGGCGAAUACGAUUGCGAUGAUGAUACAUGCAUUACAGAAGGUUUACAAUGUAAUGGAAGACCAAAUUGUAAAUUUUUGAAGGAUGAGUCAGAAGCAGAGUGUAAGAACGAGAAAGGUGGCAAAGAAGAUCAUCUAGUCAUAAUAAUCAUAGUUUUUAGCUUAAUUCUUGGUGCAAUGACAACUGCAUUUUUGGUUAAUUGUAUCCGAAAGCUUAUCCGAGAUCAGAAAAUCAUUCGCGAACACAUCAGACAAUCGAAGGAGAGCAAGUUAGAUGAGGCUGGACGAAUGUCGCUGAAACGGUCAUUAGAAAACAUAAACAGAAUAGCACCAAGCAGAAAACAAACCUCACAACAAUCGCAACAGCGAUCAAUACAUAUACUUGACGAUGAAUCAAAUAGAUAUUAUCAGGACGCUGUCCCCGUUCCAGUAACAUCUGGCAGUAGGGUGGACUUGAGAAGUGAAAAUAACUACAGAAGUCAAGAGAAAUUUCAGAUAAAAGACAUAUUGGAUGCAUCCCUACGAAGUGAGAAGGGUAGUCAAGAUGCUGGUAUGUGCGACAUGGCUUGUCAAACAAGAGAAUCACUAUUCGCUCCUGUAUUCAAAAAUAAAAUCACACAAGCGCCUAACAAUCAACCACCCGGAACAAUUAGAUUUUCGACAUUCGGCUAUGAUACACCGCCCGGUGAAAAGAAUUUACACCGCCAAAGCAUUCAUAAGGACAAGUGUCGCAUGCAACCGAAUACCAUUGAAAUGGAAGAUUUUGGCCAUUUGACCGAUAUUCCACCGCCGCCACCGAAAGUCUGCCAAAAACAUGACCCCAAGAAGAGUAUCAAAAUGGAAGAGUCACGCAUCUAUGUUGAUAUACGGAAUUCAGCACCGGAUGUUAUCAUCAUGACGUCGCAUUGACAAUUAAGGAUUUUUUAUUUUCUGAUGUUUUCGCUUGUAUAAAGAAGAUUGAGAAGACAGUGAAUAUUUCACAAUAAGAUUUAUGUUUCGUGUUCAAAAUUGGAUGGGUGAUAAAUUUUGUGUUGGAAAGAUGUUAGGAUUUGGGACCACCAGAAGUGAUUUUUAGGCAAAUGGUGCUGUUGCAUCAAAGGUAUUUUUUUUUAUAAUAACAGCACCAAGUGAAAAGCGAUGGAACAAACCAAGCAUUUGAACAUAAGCAACAUUUCCGAACAUUUUUUAUUCUUAUCCCUAUAUGAAGGGUUAGUGGGCUCGUAAGCAACAACUUUGUCUUUACGACCUAUCAGAAAAUUGUGAUGCAUAACAAAAUCGGAAAAGGUUAAGCGCCACCUGACCUUACUCAACACUUCAAAACUCGCAUCAGAAAAAGGUAAGUUCAAUAAUUGAACGCAUUUUCCUUCUAACAAGACGAUAAUGUCGAUAUCGGUAAAUACCUUCUGAGUUCAACCACAAAGAAACACUUCAACCACUAAGUAAAUAAGCUUCUUGCCAUUGCUAUUGUCAGUGGUAUUGUUAGUGCCAUUGUCAAAUGUUAUUGUAUCAACAUUAUGGCUCAAAUCGAAAAUUCCAUCUGAAUAAAUUGCAGAAUCAAUUUUUCACUUUGACUUCAAGAUGAAUAAAACAAUUUACGAUGGUUGUUUGGUGUGUAUAUGCGACAACAAGCGCCAAAAAUAUAAACUGAAUAAUAAAAAGCUCCCGAGGCUUAUUGCACUCCCAUCAGUGUGAUGUGCGUGUAUGCAAAAUAAAUAAUAUUUAUGGAGUACUUAAUUUCAUUAUUAUGGCCCCGCAGCACCUUUUUUUAAAAGUAUUCAAUUUAUUACAAUGACUUUAUAGACUUGUUUAUGAAGUCAUUGAUUAAAUGAACGUGAAACCGAUACUUUCCACAAAGUAUCUAUCAAAGGACAGCUGUAAAAAAAACGAUUUUUUUUUCAAUUUUUUAAGUUAUUUAAAUGCUCUGCUUAAUCAGUUAUGGUUUGAUUUGUUCUAUCGAUUUUUUUAUCAUCGUGUCUUGGAUAGUGUGCAGAACUUUCAUCAUAAAACAAAUAUACGUUGUCCUCGUUAUAAGCCACAUUGGGUUUCUUUUUAAUCAGUUUUGUUAGACACAUAAAUGGGCUGCUCAUAAAUGACGUCUGCUUCUUUGGCAUUCUCUCAUCUUAUCUAGACGAACGAAAAGUAACUAAUUUAUCUGCAAAGAAGUCUACUUUUCCUAGCACUCCAAAAUUGUCUGUGGUGUGCGAUUGGAGAUGUAGUGUGAAGCAUUAUGCUGCAAUUACACCAAACUAUUACGGUAUGCGACCAUUCAUUUUUUCUUCAACAAUACACUCUCAUCGUAUGUAUAGUAAUAAUAGGAUAGGAUAGGAUAGGAUAGAACGCAUAAGUAAAGCAAUCUAUCCUUUGCACCUGAGCCCCGAUGGGACUGUUGUGUAUUCCCACAUUUGGAAGUUAUUUUAGCAAUUUGAAUGUAGAUUUUCAACUUGUUAGUGUAAGAUGGUGUAGAAUGAGAAUUUCAUUUUAUUUAGUGACAUUUCGUUGGUGCCAUUAGAGCAAGUUAUAUAUUCCUGAUAGCAAAAACUGCUUACACAUGAUUAGGAAAAAUCGUAUGAGCUUGUUGGUGUAGUGAUAAUAUUACAUUACCAUACCAUGCGCCGUAAUAUUCAUGAGACAUACGAGAGCCACUGUAAAGUCCACUUUACAGUUUAAGCAAGUUAACUUUCAGACGUUCAAUGCAUAAAAGUAUUUAUAUACCUGGAAAUGUGAAGUGGUACCUUCGUUCUAAGCGACGUAAACUAGGUAUAUAGAAUACUAUUAUAUCACUCAGUGAAAUUUUUUUACCCUAGAAAUACAUACCAUUCGUAUUCCAAUGCACACAGGCGGUGUGCGAUAAAGAAAAACUUGUCGCAUACGUUGUGAUUGUUGUUUAGAGUAUAAGGAAAAUGUCGUAAUGAUAUACUACAAUUUGUAAGCUAAAUUAUGUUCCCACGCGCCAUAUUUUAUACAUGAUGAUGUGCACUAAACUCGUAUACGUGCACAUCUCGUGGAAGCAAACGAAUGAAAUGCGAUACCACCUUCAAGGUGGAAUUGCACUCACUUCGUUUAAUAGAAAAAUGGAACAAGAUUCGAUUUUGCCUAUAUUUAGGUGACAGUCUUACCUAAUAAUAGUAAUUGAUGCAAUCACUAUUGCAAUGUGCCGUAUAAAACAUUUCAUGCUAUUUCGAGGAAAAUCACUUUUUCAUGCAUAAUUUCAAUGGAAUAUUGACGUACUGUUUAUCAAUAGUGACACAAAGUUAUAUUUAUAUUAUUUUGGUACUAAUGAUAAAAUGUGCAACAUUGAAAUAGUACAUGAAAUGUGGACAAAAAAUCAUUUUCAUUCGCUGGCAUUUGGUGAACUCAAGCUUGUGAAAGAACCUUGGGUGAACUGUCAUUUAAAGGAAUGAACUAUUUUCUAAACAGAGUGAGAGCGAUUCCAGCUCAAUUUCUUUCACGUUCGUAGUGCACUCCAACGACUGGAAAAAAGUUAAUUUUUACCAGAAAAUUUCGUUUGCAUUUAUUCAAAAAGCAAUUAUGUAAAGCAGACGUCUGUUCCGGUCAGAUCAAGCGUCACCCUGUCUGUUUCGAAAAAAAAACCCUCCCGCCUGAAUCGUUCAAUGCAUACGUCAUUUAUGAACAGUCGUCAGAGAUUAAAGUGGCUAAUCACGAAUGGUCGAACAAACAUUUAACACUCCGAACAAAAAAGAAAAUUGCAUUGCACCUAUUCUUUAAUCAUUGACCUUCAACUCUUUCAAAAUCCCGAAUAACUACAUUACGAUUUUCAAAAAAUCACACUCGUAUUUUAACAACAUUUAUUAUCUAUGUACCAUUCUACAUUAAUUACAUACAACCUAUGUAACUGUAAUGUAAAAAAAUAAAAA